This is a messenger RNA of Toxotes jaculatrix (banded archerfish), 3326 nucleotides long. RefSeq names its product dual specificity phosphatase 14 (gene dusp14). The coding region runs from base 4 to 636 and encodes 210 amino acids. Gene Ontology annotation, biological process: protein dephosphorylation. Gene Ontology annotation, cellular component: cytoplasm. The transcript has a single exon. The record is from RefSeq and is a predicted model, not a curated record. Gene Ontology annotation, molecular function: MAP kinase tyrosine/serine/threonine phosphatase activity. Lineage: Eukaryota; Metazoa; Chordata; Actinopteri; Toxotidae.
CCGAUGGGUUCCCGCAGCCAAAGCUUCUUCCAAAACCACCACCACCACCACCGCAGCUCCAUGGUGCCCGCUGCGGUGCCAAGGCUGCUGCCUGAGAAUGGCAGCCUGCUAGGGGGCAUUGCGCAAAUCACCCCCAACCUCUUCCUUAGCAGAGGGAACGUGGCGUCAAACCGCAGCUUGCUGCUGUCUAAAGGCAUCACCUGUGUGGUCAACGCCACCAUUGAGCUCCCAAACUUCAACUGGCCUCACAUGGAGUAUGUAAAGGUCCCAUUGGCGGAUAUGCCCCACUCCCCCAUCUCCUUGUACUUCGACAGCGUGGCUGAUAAGAUCCACAGCGUGGGACGUAAACGGGGGGCGGUUCUGGUGCACUGUGCAGCGGGGGUGAGCCGCUCAGCUUCUCUGUGCCUGGCGUAUCUCAUGAAGUAUCACCGCGUGUCUCUGGCCGAGGCCCACGCCUGGGUCAAAGCCCGCCGCCCCGUCAUCAGGCCCAACGGCGGCUUCUGGCGCCAGCUCAUCGAGUACGAGAGGAAGCUGUUUGGUAGAAACUCUGUUAAGAUGGUGCAGACGCCCUAUGGAGUCAUACCUGAUGUUUAUGAGAGGGACCGCAGGAACCUGGCUCCAUACUGGGGCCUGUGAGAGAGGCUGUGCCAGUGGUCCACAGGGAGGGAUCAAAGACAAAAGUGAAGAUGAGCCCUUUUGCCUUUCUGGACUGCAGGUUCAUGUCUGUUCAGGACAGGCGAAGUGAGACGCGUGUGAGUGUAGAUCUGUGUGAAGCUUAUUUAAUGAAUAUUGGUGCGUUUGGACAGAGGGAGUCUAACCAAACACUGGUUGUUGAUGCUGCUUUUCAUCCAACCAGUUGUCUCCAUUUAGUCUUUGAGUUGGAGCAAGGCCACUUCAAGCCCAGAAUCCUUUGGACCAAGGGAUCGAUUGGGACCACAGUUAUGUCAGACACCAAAACAAGAUGAACUGCAUAGACUGUAGAAGUCCUGCUGUCUAUCUCCUGGUCUGUGUUUCCAGUUCCAGUGGAGGAUGAGCGCUCUGUGAAGGUGUUAGCUGUGCUCAAGACUCUGCAGCUCUUACAGUGAUGUGACUGAAGUCCUUUUCCUGACGUGGUGUCAUGUGGUGGUAUUGUGCCAGUUUUGCAGUAAUCUUUGGUGUAAGGGCAGCAGCAUGCUCUCAAUUUAUGGUAGCAUUUAAGAAGUGUACAGAAAAAAAAAAGUAUAUAGACAAAUUAUUUUACUGGACUGUAUUGAUAUUGAGGAAAAGUGGUUAUGGUGCACUUUAACUGAACAUUUAAAGAUGCUUUUAAAGCUAUAUCCACCUUUUAAAGGUGAAAAUCUAAAAGAUGUAUGCUAAAGUGAAGGUUUAGGGAAAGCUCCUGUGUACCACAGGGUCGACUGUUCCGUCCUGUGACCACACUAUGUUAUUGUAGUGCUAUUUGAUGCUGUAUUUAAAAAAAAAUCUGCCGCCUCAAGGAAACUGGUAGCUCUAUGAUAGAUGCUUGGAAGAAUAUUUUCUAUCCCACUGUUGUUGCCGUGUGCUCAUAUUCAGGUAAGGGUCCAGAAAGAUCAGUGUAGUUCAGAAAACACAUUUUAUUUCUGUUUGUAAAAUGGCCUACUUUAGUGGUUCAGUGCUUUUCUGAAGAGCCAUGUCACACAGGCUGAAGGCUUGUGUAGUGGUUGAAAUUUUCACUUUGCUGCACAGCUGCCCAUGCUCUAAAAGCACUGCUUAGCACUAAAUAGAGUUGUAGAGGUGAGACAAAAUACUGCAGUAAAUCACAAUACACAAUAUCAUCAAGGCUUUGCCACCAAUGAAGUCACAUAAAAGAAAAUGUAAUUCAGUGAACAAAUACAAUGCAUGAGUUUCUGCUCACUGAAAACUUUCUUCCUUUUUUAGUGUUAUAUUUUCCUCUUAAAGGUACCCUCUGCAGUUUUCUUGUAAACAAACAAAAUUUAUGUGUAUUUAGUGUUACUCACCAAAAUGCAUUUUGUCUGUCGUUGUGGUUUAAUAAAUGUAGUGAGUGUGUUUUUUUCCUCAUAAAACAUUUGCAAAGCUGAUUUAUUUUAAAAACAUUUUUAAUCCAGCAUUGUUUAAAUUCAUGUUUAUUAGCAAGAGGUUUCAUUUUCCCUGCCUUUGAUGGUGCAUUGCUGUUUCUUGGCACAUGACAAGGAUGCAUAUGUGCAAGACAAAAAAAAAAAAAAUAUUUGCACCACAGCACUUCUGAAAAUCAAAAACUCCACGGGGUACCUUUAACUUACAGUUUAAUGUGAUGUGUUCAGGGUUGCAUCUAACAAUUUUUUUCAUUUAUCAAUUAAUCUGUUUAGAAUUUUUUUCUAUUAAUUGAACAAUUGCUUAAAAAUUGAAAUGAAAAUUCUGCAGAAUGCCUCCCGACACUGAUCUGCAUUGUAUAUCAUGUAUAAAAAAAACCUUCCCAUCAUUGCCUGAGUAAUGCCAAAAACUAACCCGAUAACUUGACCUGACAAACAUUAGAAAAUGGUGAAAGGUGCCUAAAGUCUUAAGGGUAACACAUACCAGCAGUAUGUGACAUGCAUCAAAACUCCUGCACCAAUUUUUUUUCUAUGUAAACCUACACACCACGAGCAUAUUAGCAUGUGUCAUUGCGAGUUCAUGCACGUCAGUGCCAAGCGGCUAUUUUAUUGCGUGGGCAGGUUUGGCACUUGAUGCCUACCAUACAAUGACUACCGUAGUUCUUCUGUCUGUAUCACAUGCCCUCUGUGUGGUACAGGAGCCAAAUUACACACUUCAAAUGAUGCAGUGCUACAUGAGGUGCCAAGUGUGUGUUGCAUUUAAAUUAACAUCUUCAAAUUGCUUAAUUUGUCCAACAAAUGGUCCAAAAGAUAUUUGCAGUAAAAAAAAACAUAAAAAUGUGUAAAUUCUCACAUUUUAGAAGCUGGAACCAGAGACAAAAGACAAAACCGUUCACAAAUGUCAUAAUUUUCUCUCUAUACUAAUCUCAAGUUACCAUUUCAGCACUAGAUGUAUCAUAUGACUCUUUCCUGAUGCUUAAUCACUGAUGCUGCGAUACCAUCGUUAUCAUGGGCAGUGAAUGUAUCGUGUUAGUUGUGUGUUGUGAUUUAUGUUCUUGACUCUCCCUCCUACACUACAGCACAGUAUAAUAUCAGUGUUGGGUGUGGUCAGACAUCUAAUUGACCACAUGCAGCAGUGAUGUUGAUUGUGAUCACAAGUGCAGCAGAGUUGACAUUUUCAACCCACAGAGCUCAGUGCAACAAUGCUUUUUCUGCCAUAAUAAAUUAUGUGUGAUAUUAUAAUUCAACAAAAAAAAGAAGAAGUUCAGCGGUAAAUGA